Molecule: messenger RNA, 1104 nt
Organism: Vidua chalybeata
Lineage: Eukaryota; Metazoa; Chordata; Aves; Passeriformes; Viduidae
Gene: CCN5
Product: cellular communication network factor 5
Exons: 4
Coding region: 62-871 (269 amino acids)
Biological process (GO): cell adhesion; signal transduction
Cellular component (GO): extracellular matrix; extracellular region
Molecular function (GO): integrin binding; heparin binding
Source: RefSeq, a predicted model, not a curated record
CGAACACUGCCUCCAAACUGCCUGGGGGGUGAUGUGCUGAAGUGGCACAGGGGAGAGCAGCAUGAGGCUCCAGCUGGAGAAGCAGCUUCUCUUCCUCUCCCUCCUCUGCAUUCUCUCCAAGGUUUGUGCCCAGCUGUGCCGGAGACCAUGCUACUGCCCCUGGGUGCCACCGCGCUGCCCCCGCGGGUCCCCCCUGGUCCUGGAUGGGUGUGGCUGCUGCAAGAUCUGUGCUCGGCGCCUGGGAGAGCCCUGCGACUUCCUGCACGUGUGUGACCAGAGCCAGGGCCUCGUCUGUGACUACAGCUCAGCAUCUGCAGGGACAGGAGGCAUCUGCAACUUUGAAGAUGAUGAGGAAGGCUGCGAGGUGAACGGCCGUGUCUAUCGAGACGGGGAGGUUUUCCAGCCCAGCUGCAAAAUCCAGUGCCAUUGCUUGGACGGGGGCUUCAACUGCAUCCCGCUCUGCCAGGAGAAUGUGCGGCUGCCCACCCCGGACUGCCCCUACCCCCGCCGCGUGGAGAUCCCAGGGAAGUGCUGCCCGGAGUGGAUCUGUGAAGCCCAGGACCAGCACCUUCCCCGGGAUGCCAGGGCAGAGGGGAAGAGGAGGUCGUUUGUAGCUGUGCCCACCCCGGAUUCACCCUGGAGCCAACGCCUCAUCCCGGCAAAGAGUCUGGCACAAACCCAUGGCCCUGUGGUUACGGUGAAGAUGGAGGGUGUUUCCACUGGGAAAACAGAGAAGAAAUUAUGGACUUUGGCUGCAAAGGAGGCUGGAAACAGAGACCAAGAUCCCCGUGUCACCCAUCACCUGCCUCCUCUGUACACCCCGCUGCCCCAGACAGGGUUACUGGGCAGCAUUCCAAGUUCCUUAGGCUGAAUGAAAUGGGAAAUGGGGAAAUCCUGCUCCAAGCAUAAACCCACCCAAGAAACCAGGAAUUGGUCCUUUCCUGGACCAGUGGGCCUUCUGAAGAGGUGAUGCUGCUUCUCCACCACAUCACGCAGCUCUGCUUUGCAGGGACUUCAAGAGAGACCAUCUCCAGCACCUGGAAGCCAAAAUCCCCGGAGGGAACCCUCAUGCCCUGGUCCCCCAGGGAGGGAGCAGGUCAUCAA